Molecule: messenger RNA, 2843 nt
Organism: Alosa alosa (allis shad)
Lineage: Eukaryota; Metazoa; Chordata; Actinopteri; Clupeiformes; Clupeidae
Gene: tec
Product: tec protein tyrosine kinase
Exons: 19
Coding region: 124-2124 (666 amino acids)
Biological process (GO): intracellular signal transduction; peptidyl-tyrosine autophosphorylation; T cell receptor signaling pathway
Molecular function (GO): protein binding; ATP binding; non-membrane spanning protein tyrosine kinase activity
Source: RefSeq, a predicted model, not a curated record
CGGCGCGAAUGGCCGAAACCGAGCGAAAUGGAAUGAAAGACAAUCCAUCAAGUGUCACGUCCGUCAGGACUACAGAUCGAACACAGACCUGUGUGUGGUUUGCGUGUGAUUACUUGUGUGUGUAUGCGUGAGAGUGUGUGUGUAUGCGUGAGACUGAGUACGUGUGUGUGCACGAUGAGUGCUGCUGUGGUCCUGGAGGAGAUGCUGAUCAAGCGCUCGCAGCAGAAGAAGCGCACGUCACCGCUCAACUAUAAAGAGCGCCUGUUCGUCCUGACCAAGACCAGGCUCACCUACUACGAGGGCCGAGCCGAGAAGAGAUUUAAGAAGGGCUGUGUGGACAUACAGAAAAUCAGGUGUGUGGAGAUCGUGAAGAAUGGAGGAGUCGCCAUCCCCUGCCAAAACAAAUACGCAUUCCAGAUUGUUUACGAGUCCAACACUCUCUAUAUAUUUGCCCCAACCAAUGAGAGUCGAAACAUAUGGGUGCAGAACAUAAAAGAAGAGAUCAAGCACAAUUCUCUUAUUGUGCCAAAGUUCCACCCUCACUUCUGGUUGGAAGGCAUGUGGCUUUGUUGUCGGCAGGCUGAGAAACUGGCCCCAGGCUGUGAGGAAUAUAACCUACAAAGAGACAUCUCAAGGAAACCACUGCCCCCUAUUCCUGGUGAAGAGUCCUCCAAUGAGGUCCGUCGUCCACCCCCUCCACCUCCGCCUGAGGACGAAGAGCAGGAGGAGGAGUCCAAAGAGGAAGUGGUCAUCGCCAUGUACGACUUCAGGGGCCCAGAGAGCCAUGACCUCCCACUUAUUUGUGGUGAGGAGUACACCAUCUUGGAGAAGUGUGAUGUCAACUGGUAUAGGGCGCGUAACAAAUAUGGAGAAGAAGGAUACAUCCCUAGUAACUAUGUGACAGAGAAGACAUCAGACAACCUUGACCGGUUCCUAUGGUUCUGCAAGAAUAUAAACCGUGCCAAGGCUGAGGAGCAGCUCAAAAAUGAGGAUAAGGAGGGAGGCUUCAUGGUCAGAGACUCUAGUAGUCCAGGAGCAUACACUGUGUCUUUAUAUACAAGGUCAUCAGGGGAUGGCCUGGCUGUUGUGAGGCAUUACUACAUCAAGGAGACGCCAGGCACACCUACGCAGUUCUACCUGGCUGAGAGGCACCUGUUUGACACCAUCCCUGAACUCAUUGAGUAUCAUAAACACAAUGCUGCAGGACUGGUUGCCAGGUUACGUUAUCCUGUUGGAAAUCAAGGAAGAAACGCUCCAACCACAGCAGGAUUCAGCUACGAUAAGUGGGAGAUUAACCCGGCGGAGCUGACCUUCAUGAAGGAGCUGGGCAGUGGGCAGUACGGAGUGGUGCGACUGGGCAAGUGGAGAGCGCAGCACAAAGUGGCCAUCAAGGCCAUCAGGGAGGGAGCCAUGUCUGAGGACGACUUCAUCGAGGAGGCCAAGGUCAUGAUGAGACUCUCCCAUCCCAAGCUGGUCCAGCUGUAUGGAGUAUGUACACAGCAGAGGCCCAUCUACAUUGUAACAGAGUUCAUGGAGCUAGGCUGCCUACUCAACUUUCUCAGGCAGCGGCGAGGCAGCUUCAGCUUCGAGGACCUCCUCAGUAUCAGUCUAGAUGUGGCGCAAGGCAUGGCCCACCUAGAGGCCAACGGAUUCAUCCACAGAGACCUAGCGGCCAGAAACUGUUUAGUGAAUGAGUCGUUUGUAGUGAAGGUGUCCGAUUUUGGUAUGGCAAGAUACGUUCUUGAUGAUCAGUACACCAGCUCCAUGGGUUCUAAGUUCCCUGUCAAGUGGUCUCCCCCAGAGGUUUUCAACUUCUGCAAGUACAGCAGCAAGUCUGAUGUCUGGUCCUACGGUGUGUUGAUGUGGGAGGUGUUCACAGAGGGGAAGAUGCCCUUUGAGCAAAAUCAGAACCACGAGGUCGUUCUCAUGGUGACCAAAGGUCAUCGCCUAUACCGACCCAAGAUGGCCACACCCCCCAUUUAUGAGGUCAUGGAGCAGUGUUGGAAGGAGCAACCAGAGGAACGUCCACCCUUCUCAGAUAUCUGCGUAUUGAUCACUGAGGCGCUGGAGACCGACGCCCCAUCAACCCGAUCACCCAAUGGCUACCCGGGGAACUCCACAUGAAGCGGGUCCCACCUCUCUCACAGCACACUGAUUGGACAGCAUCAAAGGAUUCUUGUCUGACCAAUGAGAGUCUCGAGAAGUCCUACCGGACUGAAAACAGCUUUCUUCUGAGUGUGACACUGGACAGAGAAACUGACUGAAGCAACUCUUCCAGGACCCAAACACACACACACACAAACACACAGCAGAUUCUUCUUUGUCAUGCUAUGUCAUUCUUCAGCUUUUCACAAUUCACCGUAAUGUGUGAGUGUGCUUGCUGUAGCCAGGGAAAGCUUCAGUUAAAGGAACACAGCGACUUUCUGGGACUUUAGCUCAUUCACUGUAUUCCCCAGAGUUCGAUAAGUCAAUGGCUGUGUCUCAUUUGACAUUGUUAUUUGUACACAUUGUAACUAUACAAAUCACAGCAUGUAAAUAGGAAAAUGUUGGAGUUCUUUAGUCACUAUUGGGAGGUGUAGGCUAAUGGAGGCACCUGUGCUAAGCUAGCCUUGCGGUGGGUGCAUCAGACCGAGUAACUACACGCACGGAUAUGAGAAGGGUAUGUAUCGACUUAUCUAACUCUGGAGAAUACGGUGAAUAAGCUUAAGUCCUAAAGAGUCGGCAUGUUCCUUUAACUGGAAAGGGACUUGACCUAAAACCCUUUGGGCCCUAUCAUGACAUUCUAAAGUGCAUCUUCACUCAUCAAAAGUCUAUUCAAAUUUAGUAGGAUGUCCAGUUCACAU